This is a messenger RNA of Corticium candelabrum, 1257 nucleotides long. Its product is annotated as probable inactive tRNA-specific adenosine deaminase-like protein 3. The record is from RefSeq and is a predicted model, not a curated record. Lineage: Eukaryota; Metazoa; Porifera; Homoscleromorpha; Homosclerophorida; Plakinidae. Gene Ontology annotation, molecular function: tRNA-specific adenosine-34 deaminase activity. Gene Ontology annotation, cellular component: nucleus; cytoplasm. The coding region runs from base 44 to 1135 and encodes 363 amino acids. Gene Ontology annotation, biological process: tRNA wobble adenosine to inosine editing. The transcript is spliced from 7 exons.
AGCUGCGCGAGUCUAAUGUCUGACAUGAUCACGUGCUGUCAUAAUGGCCGUGCAGUUUCCUCGUCCCGUUCUAGCAGACGAAUACGAAAGAUGCAUAGCUUUAGAAGAAGUUUUCGUGACGAAAGUCGAAGACAAAGCCUGCAUUUCUUCAAUCCUGAAAGCUUUGAAAUCCAGUCUUCCCUUGCCUGGUUUGGAGCAUUUGAAACGUGUCAAGAGUCUUGAUGAUGGGGUUAGUAUUGUACUCUGCAGAAGCAGUGAUGUGACGGACAUUAACUCAUUUUUCCGUGAAAUUUGUGAGAUGUGGAAUAUUAGAGUUGAUGGUCUUGGACAACCUCUGGUGGCUAUGGUACCUCGACAUCAAUGUCUUACCAGACAACAGUUUGAAGAUGCAUCAAAACACUGGCCAGUAAAUUACCACGAGAAUAAACAUGUCGCCAGGGCAAUAUCUGGUGAGCUCUUUGAUGAUGUAGAACUAAAGGAAAUGAAACAAUACAUGGAGCUAGCUAUAGCGGCAGCUAAUCAUUGCAUGACCAUGAAGAAAGAUCCUGUGGGAGCUGUAGUAGUUGAUGCUCAUACUCACUCAGUCUUAGCAAUAUCCUGUGAUCACACCUGUAAUCAUCCAUUACAAACAGCUGUAAUGGUAUGUGUGGAUCUCAUUGCACAAAGCCAAGGUGGUGGAGUGUACCAGCUUGGAGUACCCUUCGCAAAUGCUCAUCUAUGUAGUCAACUGAAAGACUGCAUUUCUAAUCAGUUUUCUAGUACAGAUCAACUUGCUGGCUGCUUACUAGAUAGACUGCUUGUGACUGGAGAGAACAGAGAGCCAACCACACACAAAACAGCUGAAAAUCAAAUGCCAUACUGUAGCAACAGGAAGAGAAAAUUGCACAUGCAGCAUGAUGAGAAAUCAAGUCAGCCGUACCUCUGUACUGGCUAUGAUUUAUACAUAACAAGAGAGCCAAGCAUAAUGUGUGCCAUGGCCCUUGUUCACUCUCGAAUCAGGCGUGUGUUCUAUCGUGUUGUCGACCCUAAUCGAGGGGCACUCGGAAGUACUUGCAAGCUGCAUGUUCAGCAUGGAUUGAACCAUCACUUUGAAGUAUAUGUUGGUGGCCUUUGUGAGGCUGAUUAUAUUAGUUAAAUCUUCAUCAAAAUAACUGUAACAGAACAAAUAUCAAUCUAGCUGACAAACUAUUGCCCAUAUCUCAACAAACAUUACAAAAAUGUACAAGUCAUGUAAAUAAGUAAUUUAUGCUUGGAAAU